UCCUACACCAUAUUUACUUAAAUUUUCUGAUGCCUCCUAUCCGUCAGACACGUCGAGUCGCGCAGAGACAUAAUUUAUCGAUUACUCAGCUAACCACCAUCGCUGUAUGCCGCCAUUUUGGCCAGACAUUCCCCCAGAUAUCGACCGAGCUCCGCAUCCCAACUACGAGCGUAUCUAGCGCUUAUCAACGUGUGUAUGGAAGAGCCAAAGACUUUGCGUGCUUGCGCGUUGGCGGAGGGGAAAAUUUACCUCUAAAUUGGCAGCCAUCGCUUCUCGAUUUCCAGCGAAGUCUCGAUGCCUGCGCACAAGAAGAGGAGCAUCGUGGGCGCCCGGCCACGGCAGGCAUUGUCAAAGACGCGUUACGCGAUACAGCGACACGGGACGAACAAGCACAAGAUAAGCCUUGGACUCAAGUCGCGCGCGAAGUAAGCGAGAACCUUGGUAUACCAGUGCCAAAAACUACAGCAUAUAGAAUCCUUAAAGAUGAGUUUAUUCUCCGUCGACGCCGGCCUCCACGGAAGCUUGAACUUACCCCCUGGCACAAAAACGACAGGAAAAGGCUUGCAAGUUGGGCGCUACCAAAGCUCGAAAAUGGGGAUAUUUUUAUCUUCACAGACGAGAUGCUGGUAAAUACAAACAAUAGUCGGAAACCCCUCGCGGUUACACGCCCACGAGGCGCUAAUCCAUUCGAUUUCUCACGAUCCCCUCCAGACGUAUUUCAAGCUAUUAUGUUUUGGGGAGCAAUAUGCUGGGGAUAUGACUUAGAGGGCACGGGACCAUGCCAUGCGUGGGAAGCGGAGACACAGGAGGAACGAGAGACCAUCGAUCGCACGAUCUCGGAUGAGAACCAGGUCAUGAUCCACGAGAUGGAGCAUGACAGAGCCGAGGCACGGCGUCCUGGGACCCGCCAGUACCGUCAUCUGCAGGAAUUAAAUGUAAAUAUACAGAGGGAAAAUCAGGAACACGGUACACGCCGUGCACGGCGUCGUCCGGAAUGGGAAUUCAAACAGGAGCUUGCUAAACGCGAUAAAGGCAGGACUGUCUGGAUUAUUGAGGACAAUGCUUCACCCCAUACAAAGGCACGAAAGUGGACAAUCCAGGAACGACAAGAGCAGGGUAUCAACGUCGUUAAAUGGCCCCCUAAAUCCCCAGAUCUUAACCGUGUCAAGCGUAUAUGGGACUGGAUGAAGCUGAAGCUUCCGUUUGAGGAUCUACGGAAUGCAUCAGGCAAUUUAGAGCGGAAGAAUGCGGUAGAUGCGUUGUAUAAACUCUGGAGAGAAUGUCCCAGGGAGAAGGUUGAUAAGGAGGCUAACUUAUUCCAGAAAGUCCUACUAAAGGUGCUUGAAAAUGAUGGAAAUAAUAACUUCUUUGCUUAA
Molecule: messenger RNA, 1376 nt
Organism: Eremomyces bilateralis CBS 781.70
Lineage: Eukaryota; Fungi; Ascomycota; Dothideomycetes; Eremomycetales; Eremomycetaceae
Exons: 3
Coding region: 30-1376 (448 amino acids)
Molecular function (GO): nucleic acid binding
Source: RefSeq, a predicted model, not a curated record